Molecule: messenger RNA, 543 nt
Organism: Aspergillus tanneri
Lineage: Eukaryota; Fungi; Ascomycota; Eurotiomycetes; Eurotiales; Aspergillaceae
Exons: 3
Coding region: 1-543 (180 amino acids)
Source: RefSeq, a predicted model, not a curated record
AUGUCUGACCCAUAUACUCAAUCUGCGCCCUUCCAGCCUCCAACAGGCGGGGAGGCUACAUACUACGCUCCCCCAGAUAGUGUAUAUCAGAACCCUCCCUACGAUUACGAUCCACAUCACCAGCCUUAUGACCAACAGAUUCCUUCAAAUCACGAGCCCCCACAGGGCUAUUCCCAGUACGAUUUCACCCAGGCACCGGGGGCUUCUCUGUCUCAGGAGCCACUACCUCCAGUGCCUCCUCCUCAGACGGAGUAUCUCAGCCCAGCCUCAGCAGAAGGGCGAUUCCCACUGGUCCUCCCUCGUCGAGGAAGUAACUCAGAAUAUUAUGAGCAGUAUCCCACGCAACGCUACGAAUCCGAGAAACUUCCCCCAAGUCCACAGCCAUCUUGCACCUCCCAUCGGGAUGAAGACAUGGAAGGAGGGGACUCGCAGGACCCGGGCAGCGAACGCAGUCUAGGCGGCGCUGUUCUGGGUGGAGCUACCGGGUACUACCUGGGACAUAAACAGAGUCACGGGCUGUUGGGGGCUGUGGGUGGGCGCUAA